Molecule: messenger RNA, 1323 nt
Organism: Bathycoccus prasinos
Lineage: Eukaryota; Viridiplantae; Chlorophyta; Mamiellophyceae; Mamiellales; Bathycoccaceae
Exons: 1
Coding region: 1-1323 (440 amino acids)
Molecular function (GO): 3'-5'-RNA exonuclease activity
Source: RefSeq, a predicted model, not a curated record
AUGAACAGAAGAAGAAGAGGAGGAAGAAGUGCACCGCCGCCGCUCGAGAAGAAGACGGGCGAAGAGGGUGUGCAGACGAGGAGGACUUUGGAACGACCACCGCCUUCUCCUUCGUCGUCGUCGCCCGCGUCGGUUAAGAAGAAGAGAAGAACGUUUUGGCAAAACCGGCGACGGAUGGAAACGAGAGAAGAAGAAGACCAAGACCCACUCUUUGGACGCGAAUGGUCGCCCGGUGAAAACGAGAGUGAAAACGGUCUGGUGAGAGUGGUCUCGUACAACAUUCUGUGCGAAUCCGCGACGAAGAAAUACGCGAGAGAGCUGUACCCGAAGCAAACGAGGAAGGAUUUACAAGCGGAAACGAGAAUCGAGAAAAUUUUCGAGGACGAGUUAAAAAGGUUGAAACCGGACGUCAUCAAUUUGCAAGAAGUGGAAGCGAAGAGGUUCAAGCAGAUAUCAAAAAUGAUGAGGAAAUACGAGGGGUAUUUCGUGAAGAGAGGGAAAGGGAAGACGGACGGGGUGGCGACGUUUUUUAGGAAGAGUAAAUUCGCGACGGCGACGUGGUCGAAGAAGCCGACGCGGGUGGCGUUAGACGACGACGACGACGCGUUCGGUUUGGUUUUAGUGUUGGAAAACAAGAAAAAUAGAUCAGUUGUGGUUACCGGGAAUGCCCACGUACUCUUCGCGCCGAAGAAUGGUCUGGUAAAGUUAGCGCAGGUGAAAACGAUCUUGGAGGCGAUGGAAAGCGCGAAGAGCAUAGCGCUGUCGAAUUCGUCUUCUCGAGUGAUGAAAAUUUUCUCGUUGGAUGGCAACUUUUUGCCAAACUCGGCGCUGUAUAGUUUCAUAGAGGAGGGGUACUUUGAUAAAAUGUCGUGUAACCGUAGAAAUAUGGGCGGAUAUUUGAGCGAGGAUAGCAAGAAGGAAAAAGAAUGUUACGACGAGGAGGACGAGGAAGAAGAGGUGCUCGUCGGGGGUUCGUUCAAUGAAAGCAACUUGCAAAGUUGGAACGAUGUAGACGACGUCAACACGCAUGAAAACGUGUUCAAUGGGUCGCUCAUAACCAAACUCAACACUGCAAGCGGUCGCAUGCGCUCGGCAUAUAAAAAAGUGCUAAAGGAAGAGCCUUCGUGGACGUCUUGUCACAGGAAGUUUGUCGGCACGACCGAUUAUAUUUUCUUCGACGAGAGCGCGGCGAAGGUUAUGAGAGUGCUCAAAACUCCCAAUGCCCGCCAGUGGAAUAACAAUUUGCACGAAAAGAAAACUUUACCCAAUAGAAAGUACCCAAGCGAUCAUUUAAGCAUCGUCGCGGAUUUUAGUUUUAAAUAG